AUGGCUAAUUUACAAGAUCAUAUCGCUAGGAGUUUUUGGAGUUGCAAAGGAAUAGGUUACUCCUUUUCCAAUGCGACGGGUAGAGCGGGGGGUCUUUUAACGAUGUGGAAGGAGGAGGCUUUGGAGGUGAUCAACAGUUUCAAAGGAGAGGGUUAUCUUGGCAUUAAAUUUCGUAAGAACAACAAUUUUUAUUAUUUGGUUAAUGUUUAUUCUUCUUGCAUUUUGGUGAAGAAAAGAGUUCUUUGGCAGGUUUUGUUGGAGUUAAAAGAGAAGUUCAAUGAUGGGGAAUGGAUUAUUGGAGUCGACUUUAAUUCUAUAAAGGACCGCAAUGAAAGAAAGGGGAGGAUGGUUUCGUCCAAUUCUAACGAGAUGGACGAAUUCAAGGAUUUUAUCUCGGAAAGUUUGUUAGUGGAUAUUCCGUGCAAAGGGAAAAAGUUUACGUGGUAUAGUGGAGAUGGUGGCUCGAGGAGUAGGAUUGAUAGAUUUUUAAUUUCGGAUAAGGUGGUGAACGAUUGGGGGAUAGUUGGACAAUUCGUGGGUGAUAGAGAUUUAUCCGACCAUUGUCCUCUUUGGUUAGAAGUCGAUAAUAAUAAUUGGGGUCCAAAACCUUUCAAAUUCAAUAACGAAUGGUUUUCUUUUGAUUCCUUUAUACCUUUUAUGAAAAAGGAAUGGGAAGGACUAAAGGUGGAAGGAAUGGCGGAUUUUGUUUUGAAAGAAAAGCUUCGUCUUCUCAAAGUAAAGCUUAAUUGGUGGAAUAAAGAGGUGUUUGGGAGAAUUAAUUUGGAGGUUGAGGAGGGAGUUAGGGAUAUUAAUUGUGGGGAUGUGUUGUUAGAAGAGGCGGAUGAAAUCCUUCAACCCGAAAUUCUAAAAAAUAGAAAGGAAGCCACUAGUCGGUUUUGGACCAAGUUGAGAAUUAAGGAGAAUAUGUUAGUUCAAAAAUCAAGAUUGAAGUGGUUAAAUGAAAGAGACUCUAAUAGUGGUUUCUUCCACAAAGUUAUGAAAGAUAAGAGGAGACAAAAUCAUAUUGGGCCUAUUAACACAACGGGAGGAGUUUUGUCAUCGGUGAAGGAGAUCAAUGAUGAAGUGGUUUGA
This is a messenger RNA of Vicia villosa (hairy vetch), 1092 nucleotides long. RefSeq lists its product as uncharacterized. Bases 1 to 1092 code for a protein of 363 amino acids. The record is from RefSeq and is a predicted model, not a curated record. Lineage: Eukaryota; Viridiplantae; Streptophyta; Magnoliopsida; Fabales; Fabaceae. The transcript has a single exon.